AUGCUGGUUCUGAUUCUUUUUUCACUUGUUUCAUCAACUUCCCAUGCAUCAUUACUUAGUAAUGCAUGCCCAAAAUGUGGCAAUUUGGAUGUUCCCUAUCCCCUUAGCACCCAUGAAACCUGUGGACUCUCCAACUAUAAGGUCUACUGCAAGAAUGGCAGCCUAGAAUUCUUAUCAGCUGAAGGGUUCUACUACCAAAUCCUCAGUAUUAAUCAGCUUGAAAAUAGGCUAAUCAUCAGCCCUCCCCUAAUUCAAAAACGCACUUGCCAAUCUUCUGAUCUUUCUUUGGGUGGCCUAAGGAUAGAUGAUAACUCUCCUUUCAAUAUUUCUUCAAGAAACACCGUGAUGCUAUUUAACUGUUCUGAUAACAUUCUUCUGUCACCGCUAAAUUGUUCUUUAACAAGCCCUUGCAGGGUGUUUGAAGACAAGGUUAAGGAGGGAAAGGGAUGUCGAAACACGCUUUGCUGCUCUUACCUCAAAGAUUCAUCCAUGAAUUCACAUAGAAUAAGGAUCAGAGUUGGAGGAUGCAGUGCUUAUACCUCUGCAGUUGAUCUAAAAUCCUCCACUGUUGAUGAUUGGCAGUUUGGCAUUGAGUUGCAAUGGCUACCUCCAACCGAGACUCUCCGGUUGGGAGUGUAA
Coffea eugenioides is the source of this 639-nucleotide messenger RNA. RefSeq names its product wall-associated receptor kinase-like 20. The record is from RefSeq and is a predicted model, not a curated record. NCBI's taxonomy places the organism in Eukaryota, Viridiplantae, Streptophyta, Magnoliopsida, Gentianales, Rubiaceae. Gene Ontology annotation, molecular function: polysaccharide binding. The transcript has a single exon. Bases 1 to 639 code for a protein of 212 amino acids.